This is a messenger RNA of Phalacrocorax carbo (great cormorant), 3135 nucleotides long. NCBI's taxonomy places the organism in Eukaryota, Metazoa, Chordata, Aves, Suliformes, Phalacrocoracidae. The record is from RefSeq and is a predicted model, not a curated record.
GUCACCCUGUCUCACCGCUUGCACCCCUGCACUGGCAGGAGAGGGUUGCUGGGUUUGCACCCGGCUGGGGCGGGAGCGGGAGGGAGGGGGGGAAGAGAUCUGGAUUUUUUUCCCCCCCUCCCUUAAGCAGAGCCACAAUGGAAAACAGGAAGGAGAUGGUGAUGUUUCUGGAAGGGACACAACUUGGCGCUCUAGUUGGCAAGAGGGUGCCUAAUUUGUCCGAAGCAGUGGGGAGCCCCGCUCCUGAGCCGCAGGAGAAGAUGAUCCAUCGGAACUGCCUCAGCCCCAGACCUGGCCCCUUGUCGUCCCGGGAGAGAGGAGGAGGAGGAGGAGGAGGUGGCGGAGGAGAAGACGAAGAGGAGGUGGAGGUGCUGCCAGGGACAGGGACGGUGCCGGAGAGCCGCUCGGCGGCGGCAGCACUGCUUUCGGCCGGACAGCAGCCCCCCGCCCCGGAGCCCCCCUCCAGCAAAGGCCAGCAGAGCAGCUCGGACACCGAGUCGGAUUUCUAUGAGGAAAUCGAGGUGAGCUGCACCCCGGACUGCGCCACGGGGAGCGCCGAGUACCAGCACAGCAAAGGGCCGUGCUCCGAGGCGCUGGCCGGCAGCCCCGGCGGCGGGGGGGAUCACCCCAAAGGCAGCGGCGGCGGCGGCUCCCAGGGCUCGCUGGCCUGCAGCGCCAGCGACCAGAUGCGCCGGUACCGCACCGCCUUCACCCGUGAGCAGAUCGCCCGGCUGGAGAAGGAGUUUUACCGGGAGAACUACGUGUCCAGGCCCCGGAGAUGUGAGCUGGCGGCUGCUCUAAAUCUGCCAGAAACCACCAUCAAGGUUUGGUUCCAGAACCGCAGGAUGAAGGACAAACGGCAGCGCCUGGCCAUGACCUGGCCUCACCCGGCCGACCCGGCGUUUUAUACCUACAUGAUGAGCCACGCGGCGGCCACCGGCAACCUGCCCUACCCGUUCCCCUCCCACCUGCCCCUGCCCUACUACUCCCACAUGGGCAUCGGCGCCACAUCGGCCUCGGCCGCCGCUCCCUUCAGUACCCCCCUGAGGCCGCUGGACACCUUCAGGGUCCUCUCCCACCCCUACCCGAGACCAGAACUGCUCUGCGCCUUCAGGCACCCCUCUCUCUACCCUGCCCCGACCCAUGGACUCAGCGGCGCCGGGGGCAACCCCUGCUCCUGCCUGGCUUGUCACAGCGGCCAGUCCAACGGGCUGGCGCAGAGACCCUCCGGCUCAGACUUUACCUGUUCGGCCACAACCAGGACUGACUCUUUCCUCACUUUCACGCCCUCUGUGCUGAGCAAAGCCACCUCAGUUUCCAUGGACCAGCGAGAGGAAGUACCUUUAACGAGAUAAACGUUCGUCUCAGGGUUAUUAAAAAUUCGCCCCUUUCCCGGGCUUCUCUUCGAGUUAAUGUACCUACAGCCGAUGUUUAUUUAAUCGUGUUCUCUCCCCAGAAGUGGACACCUACGGAAAAAAAAACCUAAAAGUAGCUCAGUCUUAAAAGGAUUUACAUUCAUUCCAAGGGGUGGGGGUGGGGGUGAAGAAGGAAAUAAAUGACUAGGGUUUUAUCUCCGAGAAGGAUUUUAGGCACGGAAGAGGAAGGAAACUAACCCGAUUGAAAUAACGCUUCGGUAACCUAUAGAAAUGAGCUGGGACUUUCUUUUCCAUGGAUAGACUUCUUACCAAGGGCUGGGGCGUCUGCGGGUCACAGCGACAAACCUUAUGCACAAACCUACGAGGCGGAGAAGGAAAAUCUGAAAUACUUGAAAGAAACAUUAUCUCGAUAACGAAAUGGCUUGUGCGCAUGGAGGAAGCAAAGAUGUAACUACCAGAGUGUUCAGAAAAUAAGAACAACGAGCAAACAGCAAAACCAGAAGGGUUCUGGAUUGCAACUCAACAGUAUUAUCCAGUUAUCUCUAUAGAGAAAAACAAUGCUUUACCAUAAAGAAAAACUGACAUUCUGUACAUUACUUUCGUGGUUUAAUUGCAUUCUUUACUCUCCCUCGUCUCUUCCUUCGUUUCGAGCAGAAAUCCAGCAUUUCGUCUCCUCUUUCAUUCCAACUUUUAUUUUUAAGAGGCAGACUGGAAUUGGCAGGGAAAAAAUACGAGCUCCUGCCUCUCUGGGUCAGAGCUAUUUGUCCUUUAAAUAACAAUGUCCUAUUAUCAGUAGCUGAAAUGUGCCCACGCUGACGAAAUUAGCAAGUGAUGUAUAUGUAAGGAGGGUUUUUGAAUAUCGAAUGUAUAAUGGUCUGUGAGCAGAGACCCCGUGCCAAACGCUAACAAGCCGCCAAGGGAAGAGAUUAGGUGACAGGGAGCACAACUCCUUCAGACAAUCACCAGUCUGUAAAUUGGAGCAAAGGCGAUUUCCCUUCCUUUGUACUUCAGCCUUCAGUUCUCUCAUUUCCUUGCUGCGUUUUUUUUUUUUUUAAAUUAUUUAAUUCAUGCGUUGGGUUUUGUGUUUCCUUCACCACCCAAAAUCUUUGCAUUUGUAAGUGUCCUUCACACUGGUCCCUCUUCCUUCUGAAUAUUUCUUUCACAAGCAACUCCCUUCCCCCCACCGCCCCCCGCCCCUUCAGGUAUUUCGGAAGGAUGUAACAUCAUUGUUUUUGCUUUGAUUUCUGUCAACCUAAAAUUAAAAAAAAAAAACAAACACAACACCCCACGGGCACCGGGCUGGGUAGCAGUUUCUUCCAAAACCGCAAUUGUUUAUUUCAUUCUAUUUUAAAAUAGCCCAAAGAAUAAACUGUCAUAAUUUGAUACAACAAUAACACCACCAACAACGAGCACAUGUUAACAACAUAUCCCGCAUAUUUUAUUGUGUUUGUUUAGAAAAGCAAAACAAAACAGUAAAAGUGUUGCUUAAGACGAAUGUCACCUUCGUGCAGUUUCUAAUAGUUACAGUUCACAAGCAGGAAAAUAAAUGCCGGACAGAACAAAGACGGGCUGACACCUCCGCUCUCUACUUUGUGUUAAAUUGCUGAGGAGCCUCUGGUUUAUUGUCGCACCGGAGACUUUUUGUCCUUAGGACAGGGAGUGAAUAGCAGCGUUUCCCUAUAGCGGAUGGAGAGGAGGGAAGAGACACGGGCGUGCCAGGACAUAUUUUUUUCCAAUUAAAAAAAAAAAAAAAAAAAGC